AUGCAGCCCGCCGUUAACCUUGGCGACACCUUCUUCCUCCACCUCGCGCUCCCCCAGGCCGUCGAACGCCACCGUUCGGCGGCACGUUUGCUUUCGGAGGUCGAAGGGUAUUCCAGCCCCUUCGUUGUCGCGCCAGCCACCGCGGUGCGACAGGAGCGCGUUGCCCCCUUCUCGCGGUCGCCGAGGCCCCUCGAAGCCUCAACCCACCCAACUCCACCUCCCUGCACCCUCCGUCGACCGUCUCCUUCGCGCGCAGGCCCACCACGAUGA
Messenger RNA from Sparassis crispa, 270 nucleotides. RefSeq lists its product as hypothetical. NCBI's taxonomy places the organism in Eukaryota, Fungi, Basidiomycota, Agaricomycetes, Polyporales, Sparassidaceae. The transcript has 2 exons. The record is from RefSeq and is a predicted model, not a curated record. The coding region runs from base 1 to 270 and encodes 89 amino acids.